This is a messenger RNA of Striga asiatica, 3694 nucleotides long. Lineage: Eukaryota; Viridiplantae; Streptophyta; Magnoliopsida; Lamiales; Orobanchaceae. The record is from the annotation of a GenBank genome assembly.
GUUGACUUAAAAAAAUCCAAAACUUAAAGGUCACAUUAUGCAUUUAACACCAUUUGGCUUCAUUUUCCCACCUUUGACAUGGACAUGUGGUACCACUCCAGUCCACUACUAAAAAUACAGAUAUUCCAAAUCCAUCUUUAUGUACAAAACCACCCACCAAAAGAUUCCUCAAUCAUUCUAUUCCCAAGAAGAAGAAAAUAAAACACUAUCCACAUUGUAAACAGGAGUGACAAACAAAAGAUGGAAAAUGGGAGCCCAAAAGUUUUAAAUGAGGCUGCAAGAGAAUUUGAAGAUAAAAAGGAAGAGUUGUCUGUGGAGAGGAUAUUUGAGAACACUGAGGUUCCCUCAUGGAGACAACAGCUGACACUAAGAGCUUUUGCAGUCAGCUUCUUGCUGUCUGUAAUGUUCUGUUUCAUAGUGAUGAAGCUCAACCUCACAACUGGGAUUAUACCAUCGUUAAACGUGUCGGCCGGACUUCUGGGUUUCUUCUUUGUCAAAACAUGGACUAAAGUGCUCGAGAAAUCCGGCAUGCUGAGGCAGCCCUUCACCCGCCAGGAAAACACCGUGAUCCAGACGUGUGUGGUAGCCUCUUCCGGCAUCGCCUUUAGUGGAGGGUUUGGGAGCUAUCUUUUCGGAAUGAGCCAACGGGUGGUCCAGCAAUCACAACACUCAAGAGAUGUUUACGACUACAAGAACCCGUCUCUCGGCUGGAUGAUUGGCUUUCUGUUUGUAGUUAGCUUCCUCGGCUUAUUCUCUGUGGUCCCUCUUCGUAAGAUUAUGAUCAUAGAUUUCAAGUUGACAUAUCCAAGUGGGACUGCAACAGCACAUCUCAUUAACAGCUUCCACACUCCUGAAGGAGCCAAACUAGCAAAAAAACAGGUUAAACAAUUAGGCAAGUUUUUCUCCUUGAGCUUCUUGUGGGGAUUCUUUCAGUGGUUCUUCACUGCCGGCGACAACUGCGGAUUUGUUAACUUCCCAACUUUCGGACUAAAAGCAUAUGACUACAAGUUCUACUUUGAUUUCUCGGCAACUUAUGUUGGAGUGGGGAUGAUUUGCCCUCACAUCAUAAACGUAUCUGUUCUAGUUGGAGGUAUCCUAUCUUGGGGUAUUAUGUGGCCACUUAUUGGGACCAGAAGAGGUGAUUGGUAUUCUGCUGAUCUAUCUCCAAACAGUUUACAAGGGCUUCAAGGCUACAAGGUUUUUAUCGGCAUAGCCAUGAUACUUGGCGAUGGCCUGUACAACUUCUUCAAGGUCCUCAGCCGUACAAUAGCAGGCCUCUUCAUCAAAUUCCACGAAAGAAAGGCCAACGCUCGAAUCCCGCUGACCGGAAACGGAAACUCUCCCAACAAGCCCCAAACUUACGACGACCAGAAACGAACCCAACUCUUCCUAAAGGACCAAAUCCCGAAUCCAUUCGCCUUGGGCGGCUACAUAGCCAUAGCCGCCAUAUCCACCAUAACCCUCCCCCACAUAUUCCCCCACCUCAAAUGGUACCACAUUGUCGUAAUUUACACUUUCGCCCCUGCCCUCGCCUUCUGUAAUGCAUUCGGCUGCGGCCUCACUGACUGGUCCUUGGCCUCCACUUACGGCAAACUUGCCAUCUUCACAGUCGGAGCCUGGGCUGGAGUCACCGGAGGAGGCAUCCUAGCUGGCCUGGCGGCAUGCGGUGUGAUGAUGAACAUAGUCUCCACUGCCUCAGACCUAAUGCAGGAUUUCAAGACAGGCUACUUGACCUUGGCUUCACCUCGAGCCAUGUUCUUGAGCCAAGUGAUUGGAACAGCUAUGGGUUGCGUGAUAUCUCCGUGCGUGUUUUGGGUUUUCUACCGGGCUUUUCCGGACCUCGGACUCCCCACGAGCGAAUACCCGGCUCCCUUUGCCACUGUUUACUACAACAUGGCUAAGUUGGGAGUUGAGGGUGUUUCGGAGCUUCCGGAUAACUGUCUGAACCUGUGUUACGCGUUUUUCACGGCUGCCAUUGUUGUUAACCUCAUCAGGGACUGUCUGGGGAAAGAGAGGUCGUGGUUUAUUCCACUCCCGAUGGCAAUGGCUAUCCCGUUUUACUUGGGUUCGUAUUUCGCCAUCGACAUGUGUGUUGGGAGUCUCAUACUCUUUGUCUGGCAGAGGAUGGACAGGGCUAAAGCGGAUGCAUUUGGGCCGGCUGUGGCUUCGGGCCUGAUAUGUGGUGACGGGAUAUGGACGCUGCCGAGUUCUGUACUGGCUCUGGCUGGGAUUAAACCUCCCAUCUGCAUGAAGUUUUUGUCGAGGGCAACUAAUAGUAGGGUCGAUAAGAUUUUAGGAUCAUAGGUCGAGUGAUCACUUCUUACUAUGGCUUUAGGUGUAUCUAUCUAUUGUACUCGAAUACGAUGGUGCCUCAAUGUACAAUGUUCAAUACCGGUGGUACUCAUAUAGUUCAAAAGUUGCCAAUUUUGUCAUCUGAUUCAAGCUGAAGAGUAAAAGAAAACAAGCUGGAUAUGUGUUGUGGUCUGAACAAAAUGAUGUAAAGACAAUAGUUUCUCCGAUAAUAGAGGAGUAAGUCGAGUGUCGAGCUUCAAUCUAAAUUUUCCAAGAAAGUGGUAGAAUGGUUAAUUUAUAAUUAUGACAUUGACACCAAGAUUGAAAUUUGAUGAUGGAUCAGUCAAGGUACAUGUAAUCAUUAAUCUUGUGGAAAUACUCAUCUCAAAAACACACGGCUAAUAGUGGAUAAUGCCAUAAAACAACCUAAAACAUGCAUGAAACAAAACCAGAGCUAAUACAAACACCACUAAACUUCAAUUGCCCUUUGCUGCUCCCUCUUUUUCGUCCACAUUGUUAUCCUCUUCUUCCCCAGUAGCAUCCUCUUCUCUGUCCUUACCGGCAUCUUCUUCUCGUUUUGUAUCCUUCUUUUCUUUGUCGUCAGUAGCAUUCUCUUCCCGAUUCUCUUCAGUAGUAGCAUUCUCUUCCCGAUUCUCUUCAGUAUCCUCUUCUUGAUCCUUGUCAUAGACGACAGGCGGAAAAUUAGCAAGCAUUUCCAUGAAACUUCCAAUCUGCCCUGUCAUAACUGCAAAGUUUGUGCCGGUCCUUGAUCUAUACUCACUGAUGGCCUUCAGUUCUUUGGAUAAGUACGUCUGCCUAAUUCUUGAUCCUACUGGGUAAUCAUCCUUCACCAAGAGGCGAUCCCUUGGACUCGAUCGGCUUAAAAACAGUAAUGUCUUCGAUUUCCUCAGCUGGGUGCUUGUGAUAGUACUCUCCCCCUUCGAAGCAGCCGAUGCACAGCCUGAACUCCUGAUCUUCCUCGUCACACUUCCUGCACGUGAAGUAGACGGCCGGCAGAAUCUUUCCGCACCAGUGGCAGUUUCUCAGGCAUCGGUCUCCGGCAUACCAUAUGGCCAGGAACCGGUCGAAGCUCAAUCUCCCGUAGGAAUCGUCGGCAAACUGGUUGAAGUAGAGGAGAUCACGGCCGACAAGCUCCGGGAAUGCAACGUUUUUCAGCAGCAGGAGAGGGUCGAUUCUCCCGAGGCCGUCACCGUCGAGCUGGGCAAAGGCCUCGACCAGGUGUGAUUUAUCGUCCUCCGGGAGCUUUUGGUACUGGAUUUUGGCCAUUUUUAUGAUUUCAUCCAUUGGAGCUUAGAUAUAGGGCUAACAGGGUUGCAUAUGAAGGAGGCAAAUGUGUGUGUAAUGUGUAUAUAUAGCUGCUAUUUUUGCUUGGGGAUCAAGG